Messenger RNA from Neoarthrinium moseri, 870 nucleotides. RefSeq lists its product as uncharacterized. Gene Ontology annotation, molecular function: structural constituent of ribosome; mRNA binding; rRNA binding. Bases 1 to 870 code for a protein of 289 amino acids. Gene Ontology annotation, biological process: ribosomal small subunit assembly; translation. Gene Ontology annotation, cellular component: ribosome. The record is from RefSeq and is a predicted model, not a curated record. Lineage: Eukaryota; Fungi; Ascomycota; Sordariomycetes; Amphisphaeriales; Apiosporaceae. The transcript is spliced from 2 exons.
AUGGCCUCCAAAGUCAACCCCUGGGGCGUCUGCCGCAGCCUGUGCAUCCGGUCCCGGCCCGCCCUGCAAUGCGCUGAGCGACGGGCUGCCCUCCCCCUUGCGAGACGAGGACUCGCCGACGACACCACCAUCCGAUCAGACGGCCCCAAUGCCAACGCCUCGAGGCCGCCGCCCGCCAAAUACGUCCGCCCGCCCCCGGAGCACUUCGCAGACAACUGGCUGAACGCCGAGGCCCUGGCCAAGCUCGAGCAGGCCGCCGCCGGCCAGGAUCUCUUCGAUGAGGACCCCGGCCACAAGUUUGGCAUGCCUGCUCUGCCGGGCAAGGACGACAAGCUGCAGAACAGAUACCCGACCGUCAUCCACCAGAUCACAAGGCUGCUGAUGCGCGACGGCAAGCUCAGCCAGGCCGAGAGGCACAUGUCUCUGAUCCUCAACUUCCUCCGAACCGCCCCCGCCCCGAAGAUCAACCCCCUACGGCCUCUUCUGCCCGGUUCGCCGCCGCCCGAGCAGCUCCCCCUCAACCCCAUUCUCUACCUCACCCUGGCCAUUGACAGCGUGGCGCCCCUGAUGCGCAUCAAGAACAUGAAGGGUAUGGCCGGUGGUGGCAACGCCCUCGAACUGCCAGAGCCCCUCACCGCGAGGCAACGGCGGCGCAUUGCCAUCCUGUGGAUCCUCGACGUCGUGAACAAGAAGAAGUCCAGGGGCAGUGGAAGGACGCAGUUCGCCUCGCGCAUGGCCGAGGAGAUCGUGUCCGUGGUCGAGGGCAAGUCGUCGGUGUGGGACAAGAGGCAGACGGUACACAAGUUGGCCACGGCCGCACGAGCAAACUUGAACCACCCGGCAAUAGCCUCCAAGAGAGGCCGGCGAUAG